Molecule: messenger RNA, 939 nt
Organism: Aspergillus heteromorphus CBS 117.55
Lineage: Eukaryota; Fungi; Ascomycota; Eurotiomycetes; Eurotiales; Aspergillaceae
Product: exosome non-catalytic core subunit CSL4
Exons: 1
Coding region: 85-864 (259 amino acids)
Biological process (GO): RNA processing
Cellular component (GO): cytoplasm; nuclear exosome (RNase complex)
Molecular function (GO): RNA binding
Source: RefSeq, a predicted model, not a curated record
GAAAAGCUUUGCUGCGCAUUGCUUGAAUCUCCGAAUCCCCUCACCAAACAAGCUCCAUUGCACCGCCUCUCACCCACCUCCACCAUGACCAGCACGCUGCCAGCUGUGGCCAUCCCGGGCCAGCGCCUGGGCCCAAUUGCCUCCUUCUCCGCCGGCCCCGGCACCCACGUGCAGAACGCCAACAUCUACGCCUCGAUCGCCGGCCCGGUCCUCGUCGACGCCCACCCCUCCUCCAAGACCAAGUCCACGCUGAGCGUCUCGCGCACCGCCCUCCGCAACCCCUCCGCCGCCCCCUCCUCCUCAACACCACCACCACCAACAACAACAACCACCACCACAUCCGGACCCCAGCCCCCCAAACCCAACAAACCCCGCUACAACACCCUCCCCGCCGUCGACUCGGUCGUGCUCGCCCGCGUCACCCGCGUCCAGAAACGCCAAGCCACGGUCUCCAUCCUCGUCGUGCUCGACGACUCCGUCAGCUCGCACCCCCUCAACCCCACCGUCUCAGCCUCGGACAACGAUAACAUCGAAGCCAUCCUCUCGUCCGCCGCGAACCCCGAGAACCAUUCCAGUUCCGAUGAGCUGCGCUUCCAGGCGCUUAUUCGGCGCGAGGACGUCCGUGCUGUCGAGAAGGAUCGCGUCGUCAUGGAUGAGAUGUUCCGAGUCGGUGAUAUUGUGAGGGGCUCGGUUAUUUCGCUUGGCGAUCAGAGCUUUUAUUAUCUUACUACGGCGAGGAAUGAUCUGGGGGUUGUUAUGGCCAGGAGUGAGGCGGGCAAUAUGAUGUUUCCGGUUAGUUGGAAGGAUAUGAGGGAUCCUGUUGGAGGGGGGUCGGAGUUGAGGAAGGUGGCGAGGCCGUUUUGAGUCUGAGAUUGUCUGGCGAGAGCUAGGCGUUCGUUCUUUAUUCUCGUCCUGUCCUGUCUGUUUGGGUCGGGUUGG